Messenger RNA from Python bivittatus (Burmese python), 1359 nucleotides. It is a transcript of the gene DRD1, whose product is annotated as dopamine receptor D1. Gene Ontology annotation, molecular function: dopamine neurotransmitter receptor activity, coupled via Gs; G protein-coupled receptor activity. Gene Ontology annotation, cellular component: plasma membrane. Lineage: Eukaryota; Metazoa; Chordata; Lepidosauria; Squamata; Pythonidae. The record is from RefSeq and is a predicted model, not a curated record. Gene Ontology annotation, biological process: positive regulation of MAPK cascade; vasodilation; adenylate cyclase-activating adrenergic receptor signaling pathway.
AUGAUUUGGAACAACACCACUAUGGAUGGGGAAGGGUUGCUUGUGAAAAGAGAUUCCUGCUUCCGAAUCCUCACCGGCUGCUUCCUCUCCUUGCUGAUCCUUUCCACACUCCUAGGCAACACCCUGGUCUGCGCAGCUGUCAUUAGGUUUCGCCACCUGAGGUCCAAGGUGACCAACUUCUUUGUGAUCUCUUUGGCAGUCUCAGACCUUUUAGUUGCUGUGUUGGUCAUGCCCUGGAAAGCUGUGGCUGAGAUAGCUGGAUUCUGGCCUUUUGGAUCAUUCUGUAACAUCUGGGUGGCAUUUGACAUCAUGUGCUCCACCGCCUCCAUCUUAAAUUUGUGUGUCAUUAGUGUGGACAGAUAUUGGGCCAUCUCCAGUCCAUUUAGGUAUGAGAGGAAAAUGACCCCCAGGGCAGCCUUUGUCAUGAUCAGUGUGGCGUGGACCUUGUCUGUGUUGAUUUCCUUCAUCCCUGUGCAACUGAACUGGCACAAAGCUAAAACCACAAGUUUUUUAGACUUAAAUGCCAGUUUCCAGGGUGUGGCCAUGGACAACUGUGAUUCCAGUUUAAACAGGAUGUAUGCCAUCUCUUCCUCUCUUAUUAGUUUUUACAUCCCAGUGGCCAUCAUGAUAGUCACCUAUACAAGGAUCUAUAGGAUUGCUCAAAAGCAAAUACGACGUAUAUCAGCCUUGGAACGAGCAGCUGUGCAUGCUAAGAACUGCCAAACCACUGCUGGCAACAGGAACAGUAUGGAUGGCCAGCAGCCAGAAAGCUCCUUCAAAAUGUCCUUCAAGAGAGAGACUAAAGUAUUAAAGACUUUGUCAGUGAUCAUGGGAGUGUUUGUAUGUUGUUGGCUGCCAUUCUUCAUCCUGAACUGCAUGGUGCCCUUUUGUGAGCCCAGUAUCUCCUCCCAGGGAGCAGAGCCAUUUUGUAUAAGUUCUGCCACUUUUGAUGUUUUUGUUUGGUUUGGAUGGGCCAAUUCUUCCUUGAACCCAAUCAUUUAUGCCUUCAAUGCAGAUUUCCGCAAGGCGUUUUCCACUCUUCUGGGCUGCUAUAGACUCUGUCCUGUUUCCAUUAAUGCGAUAGAGACGGUUAGUAUCAAUAAUAAUGGGGGAAUGGCUUUUUCCAGUCAGCUUGAGCCAAGAGGGUCCAGCCCCAAAGAGUGCAAUUUCGUCUAUCUGAUCCCCCAUUCGGUUCUCUGUCCAGAAGAAGAGGACAUGAUGAAAAAAGAAGAGGAGGGGGUACUCUCUAAAACCUUGGAGAAAAUUUCUCCAACCCUAUCAGGUAUUUUGGAUUUUGAGGCUGAUGUGUCUUUGGAAAAGAUCAAUCCAAUCACGCAAAACGGUCAGCAUAAAACCUGA